Messenger RNA from Salmo salar (Atlantic salmon), 2661 nucleotides. Its product is annotated as neuronal acetylcholine receptor subunit beta-2. Gene Ontology annotation, molecular function: acetylcholine-gated monoatomic cation-selective channel activity; transmembrane signaling receptor activity. The record is from RefSeq and is a predicted model, not a curated record. NCBI's taxonomy places the organism in Eukaryota, Metazoa, Chordata, Actinopteri, Salmoniformes, Salmonidae. Gene Ontology annotation, biological process: monoatomic ion transmembrane transport. Gene Ontology annotation, cellular component: postsynaptic membrane.
UAGCACAAUACGGACAGCCAAUCCCGCUCGGCUCGACUCCCAAGUAUACCUGGAGAUUUUAGACACGAAUAAAAACUAUGUCUGUACUGAGAAGACCUGACGGAACCAUGACAGGUACCGAGUGAAGAAUUAAUAACGGAAUAUCAAGAAAAGAACACUGCGUGUGUUCCGGAGGCGUUCGCUGUUCGAGUGAGCACCUUUUGGUUCGGAGCGCACACAUACGCACGCAUCUGAGCAGCGAUGGGCGCUUGGACGCUGCUGCUGUGCCUACUCGCCAUUGUGAGAGGCAGCCUGGGGGCGGACACUGAAGAGCGGCUGGUGGAGCACCUGCUAAACCCCGCCCACUAUAACAAACUGAUCCGCCCAGCGACCAAUGGCUCUGAGCUGGUGACGGUUCAGCUGAUGGUGUCACUGGCCCAGCUCAUCAGUGUGCACGAGAGAGAGCAGGUCAUGACCACCAACGUAUGGCUCACACAGGAAUGGCAGGACUACCGUCUGACGUGGGUCCCUGAGGAGUUUGAUGGCAUGGAGAAGGUCAGACUGCCUUCCAAACACAUCUGGCUGCCCGACGUUGUGCUGUAUAACAAUGCUGACGGUAUGUACGAGGUCUCCUUCUACUCCAACGCGGUGGUCUCCCAUGACGGCAGUAUCUUCUGGCUGCCUCCAGCCAUCUACAAGUCAGCCUGUAAGAUCGAGGUCAAACACUUCCCCUUUGACCAGCAGAACUGCACCAUGAGGUUCCGCUCCUGGACCUACGACCGCACAGAGAUCGACCUGAUCCUGAGGUCCGACGUGGCCAGCAUGGACGACUUCACACCCAGCGGAGAGUGGGACAUCAUCGCCCUGCCGGGGCGCCGCAACGAGAACCCUGCCGACCCCACCUACGUAGACAUCACCUAUGACUUCAUCAUCCGCAGGAAACCUCUGUUCUAUACCAUCAACCUCAUCAUCCCCUGUGUCCUCAUCACCUCUCUGGCCAUCUUAGUGUUCUAUCUGCCCUCUGACUGUGGAGAGAAGAUGACCCUGUGUAUCUCUGUCCUGCUGGCCCUCACUGUGUUCCUCCUGCUGAUCUCUAAGAUCGUCCCGCCCACCUCCCUGGAUGUUCCUCUGGUCGGGAAGUACCUGAUGUUCACCAUGGUCCUGGUGACCUUCUCUAUUGUCACCAGUGUGUGUGUUCUCAACGUGCACCACCGCUCGCCCACCACACACACCAUGCCCCCCUGGGUCAAGCUGGUGUUCCUCAACAAAUUGCCUGCACUGCUCUUCAUGCGCCAGCCCCGGAACAGCUGCGAACGUCAGAAGCUGCGCCAGCGACGGAGGGGCCAGGAGCAGAGGGAGGGGGGCAGGGAUGGGGGCUCCGCCGGGGGGCUGAUGGUGGGCCUGGGGCUGGGGGGCGGAGGGGGUGGCACGGAUAACAACGAACCCUGUACGUGUUACGUGAACCGGGCGUCGGUGAAACAGUUUGUAGGGGAGCUGGGAGGGGGAGGAGGGGGAGGGGGGUCGAUGGAGGGGCUGAACGGGCUGAGGGAAGGCAGGGAGGGGGGGCAGGGGAACCGGCCCAGGGGGAAACAAGUAGGAGGGGGCCCAGCCCUGACCCAGGCCGUGCUAGGACAAGCCUGCCCUGGGUUGGAGGAGGCUGUCGACGGGGUCCGCUUCAUCGCCAACCACAUGAAGACUGAAGACGACGACCAGAGCGUGAGCGAGGACUGGAAGUAUGUUGCCAUGGUGAUCGACCGUCUCUUCCUGUGGAUCUUUAUAAUUGUGUGUGUGUCCGGAACGGUCGGGAUGUUCCUCCAGCCACUGUUCCAGAACUACACUGCCAAGACCAUCACCAACACCAAUGGCUGACCAACCAGGUGCCCAGCAGCAUCGAUGGACACCGCCCCGACCCAAUCAGCACAGCAGGACAGGGGCAGGAGGGAGGGACCUGCCCAGCAGGGGAAGUGGGUUUUAUUAAGUCUGUGGAACUAAAUUGGACAGGAGCCACACCUGUUAACCUUUAUAGCCUUUCUACUGAACUAUUCUGAACUGAAGAACUAAACUUAACACCAACAUCGUAUUAAAGAUAGUUCUUUUUCCAGAGGAGGGAUAAAUGGAUGGACAACUCUUCCCUUUUUCCCAGAGGAAGGUGGAGUUAUCCCUCUCCUCUCUCCCUCUGAGUGAUAAGUGGCAGAAGCCAAUCAGGGAGAGAGGACGAUCUCUAAAUUGUUUGACAUCCUGUAGAACGCUACGCCAGCCAAUCAAUGCUCUUCAUUCCAAGCUGACUGUGCAAGCUUACUGAGAGUAUAUCGUCACACCUUCAACGGGUACAGAACUUAAUGCUUCAGUAACAGAAUCUUGAUUGGAAACUGUGUCAACCAAUCAGAAAAAUGUAAAGGCAAGUGGGGGGUUGUCAAGGUUAAUAAUUGUUUUUCCAAGCCACUUCUGUUAAGCCAACUGAUAGUACAGUACAGUAUAUUUUACCAUAGCAUAGCAGUGUACCACAGUAUAGCUUUGAGUAUAAUAUUAUUGUGAUUUCUCUGUGUCUGUUCCUGAUAGAAAGGUAGGGUGCAGUGGUUUGUUGUAUGAUUCUCUACGCUUUUAAACCAGAAUGUGAUAUUAGCUGUACUACACAGCCUGCGACGUGCACGCUAACACUAUAUGUGUAGAAGAGACAGAUCG